AUGAUUCUCGGUACGGCGGUCUUGGCGGUCUGUGUUUCUGUCAUUGCUUUCCAGAGCUGGCUGAUCGUGAAGAACGGCAAGGAGCAGCCCAGCAACAGCAGUUCCGCAAAGCGCGUCGAGAGAGUGGCGAAGACCUUGUCGCGGACAUUUACCGAGGUAUCGUUCCGAACGCUGCCGGCCCCAGUUCAGCGUGCCUUCGCCGGAGUGGCACGCCGCGAGCGCAAGCUCAGGAACAUCAACGAGUACACCGUCUGGUUUGAAUCAAGGGGCGUUCGUCCACUCGUGGCGCCCGCCGUGGGCAGGUUCCACACGCCACGACGAGAGGACCUCUUUGUCCAUACUUACCCUGGUGGUAAGCCCCAAAUGUGGAUCUACAACGAGGACAGCAAGUGGAUCCCAGUCUUGCCUCUCUUCCCUCAUCCAAGGCUGGCUGCCUACGUUCUGCAGCUAUCAGACCGUAGGCAGCCAGGAUGGGUUACGAAGGAGACCGCACGGAGAAACGUUCGCAAUCGCGCGUGA
This is a messenger RNA of Postia placenta MAD-698-R-SB12, 519 nucleotides long. RefSeq lists its product as hypothetical. NCBI's taxonomy places the organism in Eukaryota, Fungi, Basidiomycota, Agaricomycetes, Polyporales, Adustoporiaceae. Bases 1 to 519 code for a protein of 172 amino acids. The record is from RefSeq and is a predicted model, not a curated record. The transcript has a single exon.